Molecule: messenger RNA, 496 nt
Organism: Argiope bruennichi
Lineage: Eukaryota; Metazoa; Arthropoda; Arachnida; Araneae; Araneidae
Product: NADH dehydrogenase [ubiquinone] 1 beta subcomplex subunit 2, mitochondrial-like
Exons: 3
Coding region: 98-391 (97 amino acids)
Cellular component (GO): mitochondrial inner membrane
Source: RefSeq, a predicted model, not a curated record
AAUUUGAAGCAUGGUUAAGGCCUAAGGGUAAACACGAAAGGACAUUUGUGUUUACCAUCGGUUAAAGUAAAAGAUAUAUAAAUUUGAAAACGAAACCAUGUUACCUCGCGUUUUACGUGCUUUAACUCAAGUUUCCAGAGGAAAAAAAUUUAUUGCUAAUUUAGAAGCGAGAAGACAUGGUCACACAAAUUAUUGGGUAUAUCGUCAAGAACCAGUGAGGCCAGAGCAAUGGAGAUUUUAUGUUGCUGAUGGACUAAAUUGCUUUAUGUGGUGGUGGAUUUUUGUGCAUAUGUGGUACCAAUGGGGACAUGUUGCAGGAGAAUUUGAUUAUCCUAAACCUGAAAAAUGGACUGAUGCAGAGCUCGGAAUUGUAGAUGUUGAUUUAGAUUGAAAUUUGUACGAGAAUAGUUUUGUAAAUACGUACUGAUUAGUAAAUUGUUAAAUUUGCUUUGAAAUUAUUAAAAAUAAGCUCACAUGCUGUUUCAAAUUUUAAUAA